AUGAGCAGUUCAGAAAUGUCCGGUCUCAAGUGGGUAGCCACCCUCUGGGGCCUCGAGCCGCGGUGGACCACCAAUCUUGAUGAAAACGCCAUCCAGAAGACAGCCCAACUUGCUCUCCAGCGGCCAUGCCCUGAUUCUAUCCAGUUCUUGGCCAAGGGUAUUUUCAAUAAGCUCUACUCUGUGGGCACUAACAACUCAGAGGCUGUGAUCCGUAUCACUAUGCCAAUUCUGUCAGAGUUAAAAACGGAGAGUGAAGUAGCAACGAUGCAUUGGGUGCAACGCCAUACUUCUCUCCCUGUUCCAAACAUUCUCGCUUAUGAAUCUCAUUGCAAAAAUGAAAUAGGAUUUGAAUGGAUCUGUAUGGAGAAGGUGAAAGGGAAGACUCUGGGCGAUGCUUGGUGGGAGUUGGACUUUGCAGCCAAGGAGCGCGUUAUUCGCCAGAUUGCCCAGUUCUAUUCAGACACCUUUUCCCACCAAAUGAAGACUAUCGGAAGCCUAUAUGAGCAUCCCUCCUCUGAAGGGCAGACCACCCAUAUCGGAAAGUCGACAUCCCUCGCAUUUUUGGUAAGAGGCCCUCAAAGCGAGGUUCAACGAGGCCCCUUUACCUCAUGCAGGGAUUGGAUCACUGCUCAGCUCAACGCAGCAGAGGCAGACUGCAAGCACCGCCUCGAGGUAGCACGCGCCGCUGAGAUCGCGAGUGCCACAAAAGAGCAAUCCGUUGAUGAGGAAAAGCAAGAGGAAGGGGAGGAUCCCGAAGAUCUUGAGACGUCACUCACGAUCAUUACUAAAUUGAGGGGCCAAAUUGCCAGCUUCUUUCCUGAGACGAGCCCGGAACCGACAGUUCUCAUGCACCAUGAUCUGAACAAGCAUAAUAUUCUCGUUAACGCAGACGGAAGCUUGUCCGGUGUGGUCGACUGGGAAUGGAUAUCCACCUACCCGCUGUCCAUGGCCUGUCAGUACCCCGGCUUCAUAGAUGGUAAAGACCGUUCAACCAAGCCCGUCAAGAGUACCUACCACCACGACGAUAAUGGGAAGGUCAAUGAACUCUAUUGGGAACACUUGGAGUUCUAUGAACUCCAUCAAUUGCGAAUUCUAUUCAUGGAUACUAUGCGGGCUUUGCAGCCUCGUUGGGUGGAGGUAUUUAACAAGAGUCAAAGACAGAGAGACUUCUACAUUGCUAUAUGGACCUAUGAUAAUCCUUUAAACAUGAAGAGAUUAUUGAAGUGGUUAAGUGAUCUUGAAUCGGGUAUUCCAGAUGUGAUGGGGCUAGAGGAAAGAAUCAAUAACAACACCUUGUAG
This is a messenger RNA of Clonostachys solani, 1299 nucleotides long. The record is from the annotation of a GenBank genome assembly. NCBI's taxonomy places the organism in Eukaryota, Fungi, Ascomycota, Sordariomycetes, Hypocreales, Bionectriaceae.